Molecule: messenger RNA, 3155 nt
Organism: Centropristis striata (black sea bass)
Lineage: Eukaryota; Metazoa; Chordata; Actinopteri; Perciformes; Serranidae
Gene: gfpt2
Product: glutamine-fructose-6-phosphate transaminase 2
Exons: 19
Coding region: 101-2158 (685 amino acids)
Biological process (GO): protein N-linked glycosylation; UDP-N-acetylglucosamine metabolic process; carbohydrate derivative biosynthetic process
Molecular function (GO): carbohydrate derivative binding; L-glutamine:D-fructose-6-phosphate transaminase (isomerizing) activity
Source: RefSeq, a predicted model, not a curated record
UGAAUUUAACACGGCAGAGGCAGAAGCAUCACUCCAGUCGGAACACUACAAGUCUUUUUCUCACAGAAACGUUUCCAGUCACGAAAACAACACUUGAGUCAUGUGUGGGAUCUUUGCCUACCUGAAUUACCGAGUGCCUCGCACCAGAAAGGAGAUAUAUGAGACGCUGGUGAAGGGACUGCAGAGACUGGAGUACAGAGGGUACGAUUCAGCAGGCAUCGCUGUGGACGGCCCUCAGAAGUCGGCCAAUGACAUCAACAACAACAACAUCUGCUUGUUCAAGAAGACCGGGAAGGUCAAGGCCCUGGAUGAGGAGCUAUACAAGAAAGACUCACUGGACCUGGACGAGGAGCUGUACACACAUUUCGGCAUUGCUCAUACGCGCUGGGCCACACACGGAGAGCCGAGCGCUGUCAACAGCCACCCACAUCGAUCCGACAAGGACAACGAGUUUGUAGUCAUCCACAAUGGCAUCAUCACCAACUACAAAGAGCUGAAAGCAUACCUGAUAAACAAAGGAUAUGAGUUUGAGUCAGAGACGGACACAGAGGUGAUCCCCAAACUCAUCAAAUAUGUUUACGACAACCGAGAGAACGACAGCAUCACCUUCUCCACCCUGGUAGAGAGGGUUACUCAGCAGCUGGAGGGGGCCUAUGCUCUGGUGUUUAAAAGCCGUCAUUUCCCCGGGGACGCUGUCUGCACCAGGAGAGGAAGUCCGUUGCUCAUUGGUGUGCGAAGUGAGCAUGAGCUGUUGACCGAAAACAUCCCCGUGCAGUACAACAGUUCUCACAUCAAGGAGGGAGUCCAGGAGAAGAACAGCCAUAAUCGUCCAGACUGCUCCAACGCCAUCAACUCUGUGGGAGAUGGCAGGCCUGUGGAGUAUUACUUUGCCUCUGACGCCAGUGCCAUCAUUGAACACACCAACAAGGUGUUGUACCUGGAGGAUGAUGACAUGGCAGUGGUGACCGGCGGGAAACUCUCCAUCCACAGGGUGAACCGGCAGGCUGGUGAGGAUCCAGUGAGGGCGAUCCAGACACUGCAGAUGGAGCUGCAACAGAUCAUGAAAGGUAACUUCGAUGCCUUCAUGCAGAAGGAGAUCUUUGAGCAGCCGGAGUCAGUUGUCAACACUAUGAGAGGACGGAUUUGCUUUGACACAGACGCAGUGAUUCUCGGUGGGCUGAAGGAUCACCUGAAAGAAAUCAAAAGGUGCAGACGGCUACUCGUGAUUGGCUGUGGCACUAGCUACCACGCUGCAGUGGCUACAAGACAAAUCCUGGAGGAGCUGACGGAGCUGUCUGUCAUGGUGGAGCUGGCCAGCGACUUUCUGGAUCGCAACACACCUGUUUUUAGAGACGACGUUUGCUUCUUCAUCAGCCAGUCAGGAGAGACAGCAGACACUUUAAUGGCACUGCGCUACUGCAAGGAACAAGGUGCUCUGACAGUCGGUAUCACCAACACUGUUGGCAGCUCCAUCUGCAGAGAAACAGACUGUGGAGUCCACGUCAAUGCUGGGCCUGAGAUAGGAGUGGCUAGCACCAAGGCCUACACCAGUCAGUUUGUGUCCCUCGUCAUGUUUGGCCUGAUGAUGAGCGAGGACAGGCUCUCCCUACAGCAGAGAAGACUGGAGAUCAUCCAUGGCCUUAAGAUACUACCUGAUCUGAUUAAGAAGGUGUUGGAUCUGGAUAAGAAGAUCAAGGCCAUCGCUGAGGAACUGUUUCAGCAGAGGUCUCUUCUGGUCAUGGGCCGGGGUUACCACUAUGCCACCUGCCUAGAGGGGGCGCUGAAAAUCAAGGAGAUCACUUACAUGCACUCUGAGGGCAUCCUGGCCGGAGAGCUGAAGCAUGGACCUUUGGCACUUAUAGACAAAGACAUGCCGGUCAUCAUGAUCAUCAUGAGAGACGCCUGCUACACCAAGUGCCAGAAUGCUCUGCAACAAGUCACUGCAAGAUCGGGUCGGCCCAUCAUCCUUUGUUGCCAGGACGACCCUGAGUUGAGCAAGAACGCCUACCACACCAUCGAGCUGCCGCACACAGUGGACUGUCUGCAGGGCAUCCUCAGCGUCAUCCCCCUGCAGCUCCUGUCCUUCCACUUGGCCGUCCUGCGAGGAUAUGACGUUGACUUUCCCAGGAACCUGGCCAAAUCUGUGACCGUGGAAUAAUUCUUCACAAAGCACAGGAGAGGAGAACGGAGGCUCUUAGAUUUACAGUGCAAUUGAACGUCCAGUAUGUUUGAGUGUGUGUUUGUGUGUGUGUGCGUGUGUGGAUGAGUGUGAGUGAGAGUGAAAGAGAAAUAACGCGACAGAUGAAAGAGGGAGGUAUACGGUACAUUGAUUUUUUAUUUUUUUUAAAGAGAGAAAUGUGAAUUCCGACCAAUACACUGCUGAGAAAGUGCCAUCGAGGCCUCGUGGAACAAUCUAUGAAAACAAAAUUUACACAUCCAAAGCAACUAACAUGCUGUGCCUUUUUAUUACCGUGACAUGAGCCAAAAAUACACACAAGAAGGCUUCACAGAAAAACAUAAAAAUGGUGUAUUGAAGUGUUUACAGUUGUGCAAUAUGGGGACCAAAUGUGCAUUAUGUAUGUACACAGUCAUGAAUGAGGUGAUUUAUUUUUUUAUGCUUUAUGAAUUGUUUAUGUCUGUUGGGAGCAUCUUAUCUCUCUUGGCAUAAUGGGAAAUGUAGGAACUAAACAGUUUUAUUCCAGUGCUUGUUGGGCCAUUAAUCCAUAACUUCAAUAUUUUUCUGCCGAAGUUAUCAGAAGGAAGUUUCUGAAUCUGACUUUCACAUAAUUACUUGAUUCUUUGGUCAUGUUUCUGCUCCAUUUUAUUGUUAUUCUCAUUUAAAUUUAAAAAAAAAAACCAAACAAACAUUGUAUAUCUAUUCUGUUCAUAGUAGAACAUGACACUAUUUUCCUUAUCCCUGGAACAUUUCCAUAGACAUACAUACCAAGAGCAAAAAUAAUGUACCGUGACUUUCAAUAAUACUUGUUUUGUCUGCAGUUUGUAUGGGUUUAUGAUAAUGAUAAUAUUCUGUAUUUAUCUGAUUUUUUUAUUUUAUAGGGGUUUAAGAGAGGGUUUGAUUUAUAUCUUUAACUGUGAUUGUAUUUUAUACUGUAUGUUUUAUAGACAUAAGCAGGCACUAUCAAUCAAUAAAUAAA